Messenger RNA from Dermacentor silvarum, 649 nucleotides. RefSeq lists its product as uncharacterized. The transcript has 6 exons. The record is from RefSeq and is a predicted model, not a curated record. Lineage: Eukaryota; Metazoa; Arthropoda; Arachnida; Ixodida; Ixodidae. Bases 3 to 530 code for a protein of 175 amino acids.
ACAUGCGGCAUUUUGCUGAUUUAAUGUGUAUCGGCAUAUUAAUUAUAGGAUCCACUCUGAUUAAGGUGACUCCUGGCAAAGAACAACGGCCAAAGAGCAAGCAAGGCUUCGAUGUCUGCGCGGAAAGAGUUGGAAUCGUUCAAAAAGCAAAAGGGGCGCAAGUGGCCGCCACCAUGGUGGACAAAUGUUUCCUUCCAAUCAUCAGCAAGUACAAGUUUACUCCGAAGAUGUUCCAGAAGGGAAUAUUCAAGAUGUGCGUCGUCUUCCGCUUCUGCUAUCAUAAGUAUAUUACAUUGAAAGCGAGCAAUAAUACGGAUAUCAAUCGCGACAAAACUUACGACUGUAUUGCUAAGAUGGCAUCGCUUCUCACUGUUGACCUCAAUCCGGAAUGGAUAGAAAAGACGGACCUGGUCAAUCCCAAGGGUCUGUACUUCGAAGGAGCUGAAUGUGCGAGAAAACACAAGAUAUUCCCGGAGGAUCCCGCUACUCUGAUGUUUACCUUAAAGUGGGUUAGAGACACGCUCUUCUAGACGCCACAAGCAUCCGUUCGUCGAGCUGCUGACCAUGUUCGGUUCUCCAAAACUUUCUUCUGGUCGCAAAAUUCAAGAUUACGUGUGCAAUCGCGUCAACUAUUCGAAAUAAAAAUAUU